GCUUAGUCAUAUUCGUAUGGGACUUAGCGUGACCAUUACUAAUUUAAAAAAAAAAUGGCCGCUGAUCAGAUCACUGGAAUAUCUUGUCCUGUUAUACCUGAUAAAGGAAUGGCGAUUUUCUUCGAUGUAUUUCGAAGAGCAGAUAAAAAUGAUGAUGGUUCUAUCUCUUGGGAAGAAUUUGUCUGCUACUUUGCUGAUGGAGUUAUGGGGAAAGAAGAGUUAUGCAGCUUGUUUGAACAGAUUGACUCUCAUAACACCAACAACAUUGAUAUUGGAGAAUUGUGCACCUACUUCACUCAGCAUCUUGGAGAUUUUAAAGAAAUAUUUGGUCUGCUGGAGGAGAUGAACAGAAAAAUGACAAAUGUUUUGUAUGGAAUGUCCAAGACUUACAAGGAUGCAGGCAGAUUAGAAAAGUUUGCCAAGCGUUUCUUUCUCAAAGAACUUCUUAAUCAAAUAACAGCUCUCCAACACCCUCUAGAGGCAGCACUGGAUGCACUAGACACACAAGCCAGAGAAGAAAGAUCAGACAUCCAACCCCUGGAGGCCAGUGACAUAAAGAAGCCACAUACUUCUUUUAUUCCUGGUCGUGUGGCAAGACGAAACAAGCACCAGGCCAGUCCUAUGAAUUCAGGAGAAGUCUUUGAAGGGAAUGAUAUGUUUCCAGGUGGGAGUGUAAUGCAUCAACAAGUGGAAAGACUUGCAAGACUAAUUGACCGCUUAGAGCACAAGAUCAACUUUGAAGGAUUUCGAGAUGAAGAAGUUGUUCCUGGGGAAGAUAACACAAUACUGAUGAUUCAGAAAGAAUUUGUUGUUCAAGAAACAAAACUAGAAGAUUUUAAUGCUCACCUCAGAGCUUAUGUGGAUACAACCCUUGGCUUCAGGGGGUGUUUAAAUGUGUCUAUCAGAGAAUUUCAAGCAACCCAUUCUUACAAUAUCUAUGAAAUCUGGACCUGUGAAGAGAGCUACAUAAAAAAUUGUAACAGCGAUUCUACCAAGACCCUGGUGAGUGCCACAGCGGAAAUGCUUGAGAAACCUGAAACAGUCAAUUCUCUAAAAAUUCCCAGUUCUUGGUGGAAAAGAUCUGACUGACUUUUUGAACAGAAGACCAUUGCUUUAGAAUUGAGUUUUUCAGCCAGGAUCUUCCCACUCUUGUGCAUUGAAAACAUCUCUUGAUGGUCUUGUAGUCAGCUAUUAGAUUUAUUUAAAAUCAAAACCUUCCUUUUUUCUCAAAGUGGUCAUGCACUGCAUUGUCAGCUUUAGUAUGUUGUAGCUUGUCCAAGGCAAGACACAUUUUAGCAUCACCAGUUUUGCUCAUCUUAUAAAUGUUGUAAGAUUUUACUUUAACUGUGAUCAAAUACUGUUGUUGAUAGAACCUUUAUUUCAGUAUCAACUGAUCUCACUUCCAUAAUUUCCUAGUACAAUUUUUUUACAAUGCCAAAUGUUAUAAACUGCAUUGUCUCCCAUUAUUCCAGACAGAUCAUGUUUACAAAUGUUACAAGUUUUUACCACCCAACUUUUGAACCCAGAACACUUCUUCCUUGUCAGGUCUUGUAACAUUAGCUACAUAUAAACAAAUAUUGAAACUUGACUCCAGUUUUGUUUCUAGAAUCAUUUUUAAAUUUGGGGGAUUUCACAAGAAAAGCUAUAUUUGAUUCUCCUCCCUAAAAAGUUCAAAAAUGUAAUUUCUAAGUGAAAAAAAAAAUUCAGUAGAGGCCUUAUGUCUCUACAAUCCGUAGAUAAUAAGAACGUAUUACUGAUGAGCGUUGAAUGAUCGCUGUUCUUGUAAGAUGAAAUUAUUAAUUUAUUACCUAGCAUCCUAACACAUCCAUGAUCACGCAUGAUAUAUUUGGGUGGUUGCAGUUUUAACAUUUGACUAAAAUUUCUUAACAUUUGUAAUAUGCAAAUUGUAAAAUGUUUUCAAUUACUGUGAUAAUUAUUUAAAAUGUCUACCUUUUUUGUUUCUAUUUUUAAAAGUUUUUGGGGGAAAAAAUACCAAUUAAUUUUGGAAAAGUUGUGCUUUAGGAACCAAUUCUUAUCCGCUAUGAUGUAAGGGGUUAAAGCAACAAAAUCAUUUGCAUUCCUAUCGAACUGACCAAAUAUUUUUAAUGUGUUCAGUGAGCUCAGAAUUGCAUCAAAUAAAUGAUUCACCAUCCAUCCCCCAACAACCAUAUCUACUUCUCAUGUUUGAACAAAGCCCUCCUGGCUCACCAACAGGGGAUACACUCAGUACUACUAUAAUAUUUGGAUAUUUUUCAGUCCUCUGACAACAACAGUCAGUUGUAAUCUUCUUAAUAUCAAAUGAUACAAAUCACCCACUCCUCCAUGGUCAGUCUGAUUACAUUUAAUUUUAAUUACUUAAAUCAUUUGUUUCCCUCUUCCCAGGGUGGGUGGUGUCAGCUAUUGGCGUAGUUAACAAAGCUAAAGCACAUGUACAUUUUCUUUUGAUUUUUCAACUUUGUCUUCCCUGAACCCCCAAGGUGCAGGCCGCAGUACCUGAUCUAUGCUGCUUUAGCACAGCUCAUACUACCAGUGAAAACAUUCCUUGAUUUAAAAUACUCAGUUAUUUACAUUGCAUUUUGUUUACUGAUUUAUUGUUGGUCUUUUUAAAAAAACAACAACUAAUACUCAAUUACUAUUUCUUAAGAAAUCCAAUGUUUUAUUCUGAUGAACAUUUAUUUCAAUUUUGUAUUGGCUGUUGUAUCACCUAGGCAGUUUUCUGCCACAUUUAUUUAGUUGAUUUGAUGCUAGUAAGUUUACAUCUAGUCCCUUUUAGGACUGCACAAAGUAGUGUUGUUAAUCCUCUGUCAAGUAAUAAAGUUAUUUAAUAAAAUUA
Molecule: messenger RNA, 2833 nt
Organism: Physella acuta
Lineage: Eukaryota; Metazoa; Mollusca; Gastropoda; Physidae
Product: N-terminal EF-hand calcium-binding protein 1
Biological process (GO): regulation of amyloid precursor protein biosynthetic process
Cellular component (GO): cytoplasm
Molecular function (GO): calcium ion binding
Source: RefSeq, a predicted model, not a curated record